Molecule: messenger RNA, 853 nt
Organism: Brassica napus (rape)
Lineage: Eukaryota; Viridiplantae; Streptophyta; Magnoliopsida; Brassicales; Brassicaceae
Product: 2-oxoglutarate-Fe(II) type oxidoreductase hxnY-like
Exons: 10
Coding region: 16-759 (247 amino acids)
Source: RefSeq, a predicted model, not a curated record
CACUAGAGGAUAGAGAUGGUUUCACUACAACCGUGUGAUUUUCUUCGUUAUACUCCACUGUAUGCUGAGAAACUCGACACGUCCUUGACCACCAUAGGUGAUUCCAAGGAAAGCUUUUUUCUUGGCUCUUCAGAAGGCGUUCGCGGUCAGUGUUACCCAAAUCAAUGGCCUUCUGAAAAUCUCUUGCCAUCAUGGAGGCAAACCAUGGAAUGUUACUACAAGAAUGUAAUGUCCGUGGGUAGAAAGUUGCUCGGCUUGGUUGCCUUGGCAUUAGAUUUAGAUGAGGACUUCUUCAUUAAAAUUGGAGCCUUGAAUGAUCCUGCAGCAGUUGUUCGGCUCAUACGCUAUCCAGGUGAAGUGAUUUCAUCGGAUGUAGAAACAUAUGGUGCCUCAGCUCACUCAGAUUAUGGAACGGUCACUCUUCUUUUGACUGAUGAAGUUCCAGGACUUCAGGUUUGUAGAGACAAAUCGAAACAACCACGCACUUGGGAAGAUGUUCCUAGACUCGGAGGGGCGUUUAUCGUCAACAUUGGUGAUUUGAUGGAGAGAUGGACCAACGGAUUGUUCCGGUCUACGUUGCACAGAGUGAUGCCGGUGGGAAAAGAGCGCUACUCGGUGGCGUUCUUCUUAGUUCCCAAUCCAGAUUGUAAUGUAGAAUGCUUGAAGACUUGUUGCAGCGAAACUUCUCCUGCAAGAUUCCCGCCUAUACUCGCCGGCGACUAUAUUAAGGAGCGUUUCAGGAUAACCUACGCCACUUAGUCCUAGUGUCUUUUAUGAUUAUAUUAUGUGAUGUAAUAAACUUCUACCUUAUGCAUGAAAUAUGGUAUAAAAAUACAAAUAUGUUCUAGAAAAA